Messenger RNA from Pungitius pungitius (ninespine stickleback), 4768 nucleotides. It is a transcript of the gene akt3b, whose product is annotated as v-akt murine thymoma viral oncogene homolog 3b. NCBI's taxonomy places the organism in Eukaryota, Metazoa, Chordata, Actinopteri, Perciformes, Gasterosteidae. The record is from RefSeq and is a predicted model, not a curated record. Gene Ontology annotation, cellular component: nucleus; cytoplasm. Gene Ontology annotation, biological process: protein phosphorylation. Gene Ontology annotation, molecular function: ATP binding; protein serine/threonine kinase activity.
UCCUCCCAGUCGGAUCUGGCUGACCGUGACGCGCCGACUUCGGAGCCGAGCGAGGUUUCCUGGCGGAGCUGCGGAGGGAGCAGGAGCAGGAGCAGGAGCCGAGCCGAGCCGAGCCGAGCCGGUCUGUGUGUCUGUCUGCCGCCACCGCAGCCUCUUGUCUGUCAGGGGGAGGGUGGGAGGGAGGCAGGGGGUGGGGGGGCACACGCAACGAAAACAACCCUCCUUUUUUAUCGGCUUUCACGGUCUGGACACGGCAUCAGCGGCUAUGGAUCCAUCGCUGUCGUCCUCCUGUUUUCACCAGUGAGGGACGUUACUCCGGCGGAUGCUCCAGUGCCCAUAGAGGAGGAGGAGGAGGGAGCGGAGGAGGGGGAGGAGGAGGAGGAGGGGGCAUCCUUGUCAUUAUUCGACUACCAGGCUGACUCACCGCUGCAGCGCCUCGCCACACAAGAAGAAGAAGAAGAAGAAGACGUUUGAGAGGGAGAGGGAUUGAGGACAGACAGAGAGGGAGGGAAGGAUAAAAAGACGGGAGAACUAAGCCAAAGAGAAUAGAGGUGAGGAGAAAGCCAGGUGGGGUCGGUGGGGCGUGAGGAGGGAAGAGAAAGUCACAGUGGGGGAGAGAACAUAGCUGAUCUGAGGUCAGGAGCAAGCUGGUAGCUCGGAGGUCAGUCGGAGGUCAGGCGGCGGUCAGGCGGAAGGCUGACUGAGCUUUGGCCCAAACAAGCUGCCCCGCCAAGUCCUCCCCCCCCCCCCCCCCCCCAACAACCGUCACCUCCACCGCCACCACUGUGGGACAACUGGUGCCGAGGAGGAGCCACCAUGAGCGACCAGAACGUCAUCAAGGAGGGCUGGGUCCAGAAGAGAGGCGAGUACAUCAAGAACUGGCGGCCGCGCUACUUCCUGCUGAAGACGGACGGCUCGUUCAUCGGCUACAAGGACAAACCGCAGACUCCGACCUGGCCUACCCCGCUCAACAACUUCUCCGUCGCCAAAUGUCAGCUGAUGAAGACGGAGCGGCCCAAGCCCAACACCUUCAUCAUCCGCUGCCUGCAGUGGACCACAGUCAUCGAGAGGACUUUCCACGUGGACACUCCGGAUGAGCGGGACGAGUGGGCCGAGGCCAUCCAGAUGGUGGCCGAGUCUCUGGCCAAGCAGGAGGAGGAGGGCAUCCUCAGCAGCCCCACCUCGCAGAUCGAGAACGUCAACGAGGAGGAGAUGGACACCUCCAUCGGCCACUACAAACGAAAGACAAUGACUGACUUUGACUAUCUGAAGCUUCUGGGCAAAGGCACCUUUGGGAAAGUCAUUCUCGUGAGGGAGAAGGCCAGUGGCACCUACUACGCCAUGAAGAUCCUCAAGAAGGAAGUCAUCAUAGCCAAGGAUGAAGUCGCUCACACGCUCACAGAAAGUAGGGUAUUAAAAAACACUCGGCAUCCGUUCCUCACGUCCCUGAAGUACUCGUUCCAGACCAAGGACCGGCUGUGCUUCGUGAUGGAGUACGUCAAUGGAGGAGAGCUGUUUUUUCACUUGUCGAGAGAGAGGGUCUUCUCGGAGGACCGCACUCGCUUCUACGGCGCCGAGAUCGUCUCGGCUCUGGACUACCUCCACUCUGCCAAGAUCGUGUACCGGGACCUGAAGCUGGAGAACCUCAUGUUGGACAAAGACGGCCACAUCAAGAUCACGGACUUCGGCCUCUGCAAAGAAGGCAUCACCGACACUGCCACCAUGAAGACCUUCUGUGGAACCCCGGAGUACCUGGCUCCAGAGGUGCUGGAGGACAACGACUACGGCCGGGCGGUGGACUGGUGGGGUUUGGGCGUGGUGACGUACGAGAUGAUGUGCGGCCGCCUGCCGUUCUACAACCAGGACCACGAGAAGCUGUUCGAGCUCAUCCUCAUGGAGGAGAUCAAGUUCCCCCGGACGCUGUCGGCCGACGCCAAGUCGUUGCUGUCGGGGCUGCUCAUCAAGGACCCCAACAAGCGGCUCGGCGGAGGACCGGACGACGCCAAGGAGAUCAUGAGACACAGUUUCUUCAACGCCGUCGACUGGCAGGACGUCUACGACAAGAAGCUGGUCCCGCCCUUCCAGCCGCAAGUCAGCUCAGAGACGGACACGCGCUACUUCGACGAGGAGUUCACAGCACAGACCAUCACCAUCACUCCUCCAGAGAAAUACGACGAGGACGGGAUGGACGCGGCGGACAACGAGCGAAGGCCUCAUUUCCCACAGUUCUCGUACUCGGCCAGCGGGCGGGAGUGAGCGGGCGCCGUGGUCCCCCUUCGUGGCCAUUCUGAGGAAAACACGUAGCCAUUUUAGGAAAAAAAAGACAAAAAGAAAAAAAAUCCAGUCUCCCCUCUUUUUCUCCUUGUGCCUCCUCACAGACGGGGGAGUCUUUUUAGGGACUUUAAAGAGGAUUUUGCACAGUGGGGAAGACUCCAGCCGGUCUCCCCACACAAAAAAAUAAGUCUCCUACAUUUUCAGCGCUAUUUACUGCAGAAGGCAAUGUUUUUGUUAUUUCUUUUUUCCGUCAGUAUUAAGUUGUCGACCCGGUUGCGUUAUUUCGUUUUUUUUUUUUAGUUUUUAUUUGUCGUUUCUGCCCUUUUUCUUUUCUUUUGACUUUUUUGCACUUGGUUUGGAAGAGCCGUUUUAGGGAACAAAAACCAAAAAUGUUGCCUUACGUGUGCAGAUGUUUCGUAUCAUACCGACAGGGUGUUUUGGUUCAUUCUUUUUGUGUGUGGGGGGGGGGGGGGUUGUGAGUCAUUCUUAGUGGAGAAUAAGUGCUCGAAAAAAAAGAGAGAAAACGACAAAAAAAAAAAACGUUUUUCGUUGUCAUUUGCCAUGGCGGCGCACAUUCCCCCAUUCCCAUGGCAACGAGGUCCCGCCUACUAAGAGGAGGGUGGCGACGGACGGGUCUGUAACGGCCCUCAGCGUCUUCGCUCUCGUCUGUCUUUUUUUUUUUCUCUCUCGCUCUUCACCUCAAAAUUUUGCUGUUUUAUAUUUUCUAUAGUUUUUUCUUUUUUUCUUUUUGUUCAAACAGGAAAACACUAAACUGCCAGAAACUGCACAGUUCACUCAGGCGCCACAGAGCACAACCGCGUUCAAACUCAGCUCACCGGCUGCUUCCUCAUCACGGCUUCUCCUCCUCUUCGUCGCCCCGCUCUGUGUCCUCGUGGUAUCUGUACGACUAGUGGUUUACACAGGGACAUGUGACUUAAAGUAUGUGCGAUACAGGGGGGGUCAAAGGUUAAGUUUAUGCUGUCAUAGCGCGCACACACGCGCACACACACACGAUGACACUGAUCAGACUGAAGUCGACCGUUGGCUCAGACUAAAUCUAAUUCAUAUCCGUCCCUCCCGCUGCAGACCUGAGGGGGGGGACGACGACAUGUCGGGGACACUUGAGGGACUUGUUGUCCAGGGGGAACGAGGCUGACCGGAGAACGUGUCACAGGGAUUGCUCAUACGCUUCCUUCGAGCGUCAGCCUGGAGGGGGUUAGCUUAGCCUAGCCUAGCCUAGCUUAGCUUAACCGUGGAGAAGGUGGGGUUAUUGAAACAAUAGAGGCCUGAGAUAAAGCUGAGUGUCUCCAAACACUUUGUCAGUACCACUGUAACCUAUUUGCUCUCUUUUAACAAUUCAUUUGAUAAAUGUGACUUUAUUUUUUCACUUGUUUGAACAAAACGGCCGACUUUAAUCUGACCUGCUGUUUCUCCGGUGAUGCUCUUCAGGGUUCCUGCACACCUGAAAGCUUCAGAGGAAAGCAAAGGUUUAUUUUUGGGGGGAAAUGAGAAACGUAUGGAAGUCUGUGCAGGAACCCUGACACACACACACACACACACACACACACACACACACACACAGCUACACAAAGACUGUUUGUACACAAUGGACCAGAGCAGAGAUAAUUCCACUCAUCACACUAACAGAAACGAAAGCUUCCAGCUCCGGAUGCAGGGCUCCUGUCAGUAUUAAGACGUCUCAAUAAAUCACCAAUCAUGUCAACGAUCCCGAGAAAACUGAGCCGUGAGACACUCCUGUUGGAGACUGUGAGGACUGCCAGAGGAGAAGUCCAGUCGCCCCAAACUUCUUCAUGUAAAUAUGCAAUGCCUUUUUUCUUUCUUUUCUUUUUUUUUGGGGGUCGUUUUGUGGACGAGACACAAACAUGUUUUAUUUGACUUUACGUGUGACUGUACUUCCAGCUUGAUGAGAGUAGUGACUGAAAAAAUACAACCAACGACUCUAAACUCCAAGUAAAAAAAUGAAAAAAUAAAGGGAAAGACCCCCCCCCCCUUUUUAUUGUUGCACCGACUCAAGUUCUCGUCAACGGAGGAUGUUUCCAUGGAGACGGCUCGCCUUCGUUCGGUUGCCAUGGUCCCCGGAUAUGAUCGACUCCCGACUUGGUGCACUGUCACUUCUGCCCCCCCCCCCUCCGACAAAGCGGGACCACAGAGGACCUUUUUAUUUUUUUGCAGUGCUGGUUUCAUCAGGUUGUUCAGAUCAUCCUUUGCCCCCCCUUUUUGUACCAUAGUAUGUUUUAUUUAUGUUGGUUAUCUAGGCAGUGUUUCCUUGUAUGUCGAUAAAAAGGCACCUGUUGAGUCGCUGAUGAUGAUGAUGAUGAUGAUGGAUGCAUUAACUGAAGUCUUUUCUUUUUUUUUUGAUCGUUUGCUUGUUUGUUUUCUUACCAAAACAUUAGGGCAAGAACUCAGUAGUGGACUUGCGUUGCUGUGGUAGUAUUUAUUUUGAAUUAAAUUAAAAGAAAUACAUUUCAGGGUU